AUGCUUGCACUAACGGGAUGCUGUUUCUGGGCUGCUGCUGCCCCCCUGCUGCUCUUUGGAGCCCACGCUUUCCCGAUCGGAGAUUCCUCCGGGGAAGAGGAAUUUGGCGAGGAUCCCUCCUCCAGGGCAGCCGGACGCGUCCAGCCGAACGCUUGGACAGAGUUAGCUCUGUGGCUCCAGGGCACCGCGGCAAGGUGGAAUCGAGAGCUGUGCAAGGAGCAAAAUGCAUGUAAAGGCACAAUGGAAAUUAUGGUACAAAAUAAUCUCAACCUUCCAAAGAUAAUUAAAGAAGAUGGAUGCUACCAGCCUGGAUUCCAAAAGGAAACUUGUCUAAGACGACUUUCAGGUGGCCUCUAUGCAUUUCAAACAUUCUUGGAAUAUAUAGAAGAAACUACACAAAGACAUGUAUCUGUAUCAUCAGGUGCACAGCAUCUGGCAGACACCUUGAAGUCAAUGAUGAACAAUCCUGAGACUGUGAGCAUGCCAUCUCCUGACACUCAGAAAACCCUUUCUGCAAAGCUAAGAGAACAGAGAGGUUGGAAUAUGAUAGUGGUCAAGCACUUCAUUCUUCAAGAUUUUACUUUGUUUAUGGAGACCACGUCAAGGGUUAUUCGCUUCCUAUGACAAGCCAAUUGUAAUGUCUGAAUGUUUUAAAUCAGGCACAUCAAAUAUCCACACAUCUGAAACAGAUGUCAUGGUUGUUCUCCUGCGAGAACUCAUUUUUUAGACAUGUACUUUAACUUAUUUAUGGUAUUUAAUAUAUUUAUUAAACAUUUUAAUAAACAAUUUUUA
Candoia aspera is the source of this 792-nucleotide messenger RNA. It is a transcript of the gene IL6, whose product is annotated as interleukin 6. The record is from RefSeq and is a predicted model, not a curated record. Bases 1 to 624 code for a protein of 207 amino acids. Gene Ontology annotation, cellular component: interleukin-6 receptor complex; extracellular region. The transcript has 5 exons. Gene Ontology annotation, biological process: positive regulation of receptor signaling pathway via JAK-STAT; immune response; T-helper 17 cell lineage commitment. Gene Ontology annotation, molecular function: cytokine activity; interleukin-6 receptor binding. NCBI's taxonomy places the organism in Eukaryota, Metazoa, Chordata, Lepidosauria, Squamata, Candoiidae.